AAGUACAGUUUGAAAAAAGAUUUACAUUGUUAAAUUCCCUUUCCAUAUCCUUUCUACGUAAAUAUGUACGUUUCUAGGGAAAUUUAAUUCCUAGCAGUAGAUGUUGCAGUGAUUGCUAACGCCAUCUUAAAACAUCUAGGGGCUUUAGUCUUAGCUGCAAGUAUAGUUGGUGCAAUGCAAAAAUAGUUGAAUGGUAGCCAUGUGCAGCUAUAUGUAUAGCAAUAAGUGAAGUUGAUCUCAUAAAUAAUAGUUUAAUAGUGCAAGGUAUUUUUUAAGUAACAAAGAUGAAUCCUAAUAARUUCACAUUAUCAAAGAGUAUUUUAGAAAUGAAGUUUAUGAAGAGGACAAAAGACAAAGUUGAAAAACAGAUGAUAGAGAAAGAAGGAGAAGAUUACUUUGGUGGUCAAUUUUCAGUUAAAAUGAGCAGUAAAUCUGAUCAGUUUAUUAUUGAACCUAGUUUUGUGAUUUGUGAAGGAUUGAUUGAAGGUAGACUAAGUUUCAAAGGUAUGAAUCCUGAAUUAGAAAAAUUAUUAGAAAUGGAAGAAAUUAAUAAACAGAUGGAAUUGGAGAAAAAACAAGAAACAGAUGUAACGGAUGAACAAAUGGCAGAUAAAUGGUUAUCGCUUAGAAAGGGAAAAAGAAGCUUUAAAAGGCUGAAACAACAGAAAGUUAAUAAUAAUGAUCAAAAUCCGAGGAAAAAAAGAAAAUUUUUAAAACCUGUUGAUUAACCUUUUUUUUAGAAAUUAAUAAAUAUUUUAUUCUCUUUGUUUACAUGGUCAUUGGUUUCACGAAAACAAUGCAUAAAUAGAUCCAUGAAAAGCCAUUUAAAAUAAGAAUCUAUUCUAAAUUUUCAAAUAUGUAUUUAACUUUUACUUAGAUAGAAAAAUAAGUAUACGUAAUAACAAAAUAAAUUAUACCAUAGAAUUUCUGAAUUUGUAUUCUUUUUACAUAACUCAUUUAUUGUGACAUAUGAAGUUUGGUUCAUUAAACUCAGUGCAUUUCAAGUGCAUUAAAGUGUAUCUGCAUAAAUAUAGACCAUCUAAAUGAAGGGAUUACUGAAUAUGUAGAUUAAGUAAAAUACAUAUUUAAAUAACUAAAUUUUAUUGUAUUAUACCAAAGUUACUGUAAAUAUGUAUAAAUGUAUAAAAUAAGUAUGAGGGAUAGGGUAAAGAAAGCAGGGGCAGUAAUGAGGCAAGUAUGGGGAUUAGGGUGAAGAAUAUUUAGCAAGAAUUGGGGGAGGAAGAUGUGGCUUUCCGACACGCUGGUGUGGACGGUGUUAAGUUACGGAGCGGAAAUAUGGAGGUGGGAGGAGAGGAAAGAGAUCGAGAGGGUACAGGAAAGGUAUAUGAGAUGGACACUGGGAGUAGAUUAGAGGACAUCAGGGUACAUGAUAAGAGAAGAAGGAAAAAGAGAUAAACUGGGAACAAGAACAGCGAAGAGAGCUUGGAAGUAUGAGGAGAAGCUAAGGAGAGGAGAAGGAAGUGAGCUGGCGAGAGAAUGCUGAAAGGAGGCGCGGGAGAGAGAAAAGGGGGGGAGAAGUGGAGAUUUCAAAAUGGGAAGAAGGGAGGAAAAGGUUUAAAAAAAGGAUAGUGCAGGACAGGGAGGAGGUUGUUGAGAGUUGGGAAGAGAUGGAGAAGCGGGGUUGUGGGACGAGGGGAGGGGGAAAGGAGGAAAGGAGAAGCGAAGGAGAGAGUAGUGUUAAGAUAGGUUAAGGAUUUAAGUGUAAAAGGAGUGUAACCCUUUGGGGAAUCAGUAAAAUGUAUCGAUGUAUAAAAUAAGUAUGACAUAA
Molecule: messenger RNA, 1789 nt
Organism: Polistes dominula (European paper wasp)
Lineage: Eukaryota; Metazoa; Arthropoda; Insecta; Hymenoptera; Vespidae
Gene: Mpp6
Product: M-phase phosphoprotein 6
Biological process (GO): maturation of 5.8S rRNA
Source: RefSeq, a predicted model, not a curated record